This is a messenger RNA of Thermothielavioides terrestris NRRL 8126, 1788 nucleotides long. RefSeq lists its product as uncharacterized. Gene Ontology annotation, biological process: ribosomal large subunit assembly; rRNA processing. Gene Ontology annotation, molecular function: rRNA binding. The coding region runs from base 127 to 1539 and encodes 470 amino acids. The transcript has 2 exons. NCBI's taxonomy places the organism in Eukaryota, Fungi, Ascomycota, Sordariomycetes, Sordariales, Chaetomiaceae. Gene Ontology annotation, cellular component: preribosome, large subunit precursor. The record is from RefSeq and is a predicted model, not a curated record.
GACCCCACCGAAAUUUUUGCCAGCCUUGCAUAUCCCAUACCCAGAAACGUCAACGGAUUCGGUUCGGGGCUGCAGCUGCAUUCACACCCCAAGCCGAGCAGCACUCAUUCUUCAGAGAACACGACCAUGGCCCGGCGGCGGACAAAGAAGAGAACCCAUGUCGGGGCGAACAAUCCUGUCACUCCGGCGGCCGUCAAUGGCCAUGCCAACACACGAGACCCCAAGAGCAUGGUGAUCCGGAUAGGCGCGGGCGAGGUCGGCACCAGCGUCAGCCAGUUGGCGACCGACGUUCGACGCGUUAUGGAGCCCGGGACAGCAUCACGUCUCAAGGAGCGGAAGGCGAACAGGUUGCGCGACUACGUUACCAUGUGCGGGCCCCUUGGAGUCACACAUCUCCUCCUCUUCUCCCGGUCCGAGUCGGGAAAUACAAAUCUGCGGCUUGCUAUUGCGCCCCGGGGGCCUACUUUCCAUUUCCGAGUCGAACAGUACUCCCUCACCAAGGAUGUCAGGAGAGCGCAACGGCACCCAAGGGGUGGAGGAAAAGAGUACAUCACACCUCCGUUGCUUGUCAUGAAUAACUUUACCAGCCCGACAUCCGACGCGAACACCAAAGUCCCCAGACACCUCGAGUCUCUCACCACAACCGCCUUCCAGUCUCUUUUUCCCCCGAUCAACCCUCAGACCACACCUCUGAAGUCGAUUAAGAGAGUAUUACUCCUCAACCGCGAGCAGUCCGAUGACGGUACUUUCAUCGUCAAUUUCCGGCACUACGCCAUUACCACAAAAGCGGUCGGGCUAUCGAGGCCCCUAAGGCGACUCAAGGCGGCAGAGAAGAUACUGAAGUCCAGUAAGGACAAGAAAGGCGGGCUGCCGAACCUCGGAAAACUGAAUGACAUCUCGGAGUUCCUCAUUGGUGGCGAAAAUGGCGAGGGCUACAUGACGGACGCCACGAGCGGGAGCGAGCCGGACACCGACGCCGAGGUCGAAGUGCUCGAGACAGCCGCCAAGAAGGUGCACAGCGGCAAGGCCCGAGCUGCAGAGCAAGAGGGUGACGAUGAGGAGGCCGGGACCAACAACAAUGUCGAGCGGCGGGCGGUGAAGUUGGUCGAGCUCGGGCCGCGGAUGCGGCUACGCAUGACCAAGGUCGAGGAGGGCCUCUGCUCAGGCAAAGUCAUGUGGCACGAGUACGUCCACAAAACGAAGGAGGAGAUCAGGGAACUCGAGGAGAGGUGGGAGCGGCGGAAGAAAGAGAAAGAAGCGCGCAAAAAGCAGCAGAAGGAGAACGUGGAGAAGAAGCGCAAGGCGAAGGCGGGCAGCAACAAGUCAGGCGAGGCCGAAGGGGUUGGUAAGGACGAUAAGAUGGACGUCGACGAGUCCGACAGCGACUUGUACGAGGAGGAUGCAUUUGACAGUGAAGGGCUCGAGGGCGACGCCGAAGAGCAGGUCAACGCCCGGAUGGAGGAAGGUGGAGAGUGGGAGGACGAGGAAGAAGAGAUUGCCAAAAGCAAGCGUUCAAAGAAGAAGUCGCUGCGAACAUGAUGCAAAAGAUGUCUUCUCUUCGUUCGCACAUUUACUGCCUAUUCUCAAAGCUGGCACUCCUGUACCGUGACCUAAACACCGCCAAUAAGUGUUUGAGGCGACCGAAGGUUGUAUAUGCACAGGCAUGCUAAGUGAGCUCUUUACAAGCCGCAGAUUGUGCAUUUUGAGUUCAAGUUCAUCUGGCUCAUCAAGCCGUCACAGGGGCUGUAAUAUCAAUCAACCGAACUUCUGCAGUCAGUACCGCCAGCA